Messenger RNA from Anas platyrhynchos (mallard), 4298 nucleotides. NCBI's taxonomy places the organism in Eukaryota, Metazoa, Chordata, Aves, Anseriformes, Anatidae. The record is from RefSeq and is a predicted model, not a curated record.
UUACUGCGAGCUGGAGACCGUCUUGUGGGGAGAUGACAGCUGCCUGCAGUGCGGUGUCGUCAACCGGCUGCUAGCAGAGGUGUCCUGGGACCUGACAGCUGACCAGGUGAGAUGGUGCUCUUGGAAGGCAAGGGGAGCAGCCUGCCAGGCAUUGGAGGGCAAUGCGGAGCACACAGGCAGGUUUUGCUGGCCUUGGGGCCCCACAGAGGCUCUUGAGCCAACCUGAGCCUCUGUUUCAGGGCGUGACGGAAGACACGAAGGUGGCUGCCAGUGACGUCCUGGUGGCUCUGGCCCGCUCCCACUUCAGCUUCGUGCUAGCCGAGCUCCUGGCCCAGCUGAAUGCCCCAGGGCAGAUCUCCAAGGAGUUCGUGCUCAUCACUGUGGGCAAACUCCUCAGCACCAACGCCCUGCAGUGCAUCCCCUUCAUGCGCGUGGUGCUGUUGGGGCUGCGCACCGUGGUGGGCCAGUUAGGGAGCGGCCGGAUCCUGCGUGCUGCCUGCGGUGCUCUGGAGCAGUGCGCCAAAGUGGUCAGCGUUUACAUCUGCACCUGGAAAGGAUGCUCCUUGCCUGCUACGGAGAAGGAGCAGCUCUACGAAAACCUUGCCCAGGUGUUCUGCUCUGUGGCAAGCAACUGGCUGGACUGCCAGGAGGAAGAGGACAAGCAAGCUGUCAUCGGGGCCAUGACUCCCUUGAUGCGUGUCCUCCUGCACAAGGAGGAGCACCGGGAGCAUGUCUGGGAGCAGCUCCUCUGGCUCCUGCACCAGUACCGGACGGUGCAAGACGCCUCCAGGGUGACCAAGAGCCUCCUUUCUUUCCUGGAGGCCCUGGAGCAAGUUCAGAUCCCCGUCCCCAAGGGCAAGUGUCUUGCCAUUAACAGCGUCGUGUACAGCGAGGUAAUGCCUGACACCAAAGAGCACAGCCAGGACCAUAAGGCAGAGCUGAGCCAGUGCAUCCUGCUGCAAGCUCGCAUCUGCCCAGAGGAGACGAUCCUGUUCCUGGAGUCCCAGCUGGGCCACGAGAGGGAGGCCGUGCGCGUGGCAGCCCUGGGUCUGCUCGGUGCUCUGGCACGCUGUGACGGUCAGUACCGGGGUCAGGGCUUGGAGGGCUCUCUUCCGCCCUCUGGGCUGUGCCUCCACGCAUGCCUCACUGGAUCUCUUGCAGAGCCCGCGAUGGCAGAGAAGCUGCCCCAGGUGGUGGAGGCUGUCAAGCGUGUGUGCAGGGACCCCAGCAUGCGGGUGAGGAGGGCAGUUCUGCACUUCAUCAGGGAGCUGCUCAGUGCCAAUGCCCAGAGCUGCUCAGCGUGGGACGUUGUGGGCUACAUCUUCAGCGAGUUCAGCCAGAGCUCGAGCAGAAGGGGACUCCUGUCUGCCCAGGAAGCCCAGGAAGAAGGAGCUCUCCAAGGGCUGUGCAUGGACGUCCUGGGGUCACUGGACAUCUCUGUGAGAGGGAUGGCCAAACUCCUGUGGCCGAGGCUGCUGAUCUAUGUGAUGCCAGCCAAGUACACGGGCAUGCUGAUCCCCCUCUCACGCUGUCUCCACGCCCUGGCUGAGAGAAAUGAGCUGACAGCAGGGCACGAGCAUCAUGAACUGGAUCCCGAUGUCCUCAACGCCCUGUUGCAAGACAUGACGCUGACUCCGCACAACUUGCUGGCUCGCCUGCUGGUGGUGGCGGGGUCUCCUUUUGCGGGCAGUGAACUCCAAGCUGCUGCCUUGCUGGUGAUGCAGAGCCUCCACAGCAGGAUCCACGGAGCUGUGGGGGCCACGUGGAACACCAAGAUUCCCCUGCUGCUGCAGUACCUCCAAGGAGGAAAGGGGAACAUCCCAGACGCUGCCGAGUGGGAGCGCCGUCUGCUUCAGUUCCUGAGGGCAUCCCUGGAAACCAUCGGGGACGACGCCUGGAUCAAGCGCCUGAGCUGUGCGCUGAGCCAGCGGCUGGACAGCUCUCCCAGCAGCUCUGGGGAGAAGGUCAGUUCCCUGCCCGGCUCUCCCCUGGCAGCGCAGCCACGGGGCCCCCGCCCACGUGCGGGGCUGGGCUGGGGCUGCAGGCGCUGCUCUGCCCACGAGGGCUGUCUGCGCUGCUUCCCCGGCCCUUGCCCCCCCGGCCUUUCCCUCCGUGCUGAGCGGGGCUGGCGAAAGCCCAUCCCUGCGUCCAGACUCGGCUGCUCCCUGUGCUGGCCCCGUUGCAGCACACCAGGCUGUUGCUGCAUCUCGGGCUCGGCUGUUCCCUUGCAGGCUUUCCUGUACAAGGCUCUUGGGACGACGCUGGGAGCUUGUCAGGAACUCCCACACGUCCAAGAGAACCUGCUGCAGCAUCUGACGAGAGCACAACCUGAGGAGCCAUCUGAGGCCCAGGGAAUCAUUGCUCUCGUCUGCCAAGCCGCCGACAGCCACUUCCGCCUGGCCUUGGAGACACUGACAACAUUUGCUGCCACCUCGAGCAGUGUCCGGGGCCUUAGGGUUUCCAGAGGCAGGAAGACGACCCAGGCCAGCAGGAGAGCUGAGGCCACUUGCAGGGCUGUCAUGCUCGCCCACAGCAGCAUGGCACUGCGUGCCUCCAAGGAACAACUGCUCGCCCACGUGGAGGCAGACAUCGCGGGCAACAUCCUGCUGCUCUCCAUCUCCAGCAGCCAGAACUUGCAGACCAAUCUGGCUCUGGUGCAGAGCAUCCUUGAGGUCGGCUGUGCCAUCCACGCUGUGGGGAACUUGGGCAGCUUCCAUCCUGUCCUGAAGCACAAGCUGCUGCUGAUCCUGCAGUCUCUGCACAUGGCCACGAAGGCUCUGGGCCGGCUCAUGGCAGUCCUGCUCAAGGCAAAGCCAAGCCCUGUCGACUUGGUAGACAUCGCCGAGGUCCUGUGGUUCUGGCUCUCCUCGGACGAUCCGUGGGUGUGCAAGAAAGCCCUGCAGGUCUGCGCCCAGCUGCUGGAGGACUGCAGAGAUGGAGUGGCUUUUCAGACAAGAGGUGCCUACCUGCCGUUUGGCGCCUUGGCGGGAUUGCUGGGGCCUCUGACCUGUGAGCCCACGAGCAGCUCCCGCCAGCUGGCCGCUGCCUGCCUCAGCUCCCUUCUCCACAUCCAAGCUAAGGCCACGAACAGGGUGUUGGAGACAGACGACCCUGAGAGCUUGUGUGAGGGGCUGAGUGCUCGCAGCGAUGCAUCUCAGCAGCUCCAGACCUCCAUCAAAAUCGCAGAGAUCGUUUGCAAAAACUUCCCCAAAGAACAGGCCGCACACUUCAUGAAUGCCAUCCUGGGGCCCUUCCGGCAUGCCAGAGGAAGCCGCGUGCGUGCUGCAGGCAACUGGAUGCUCACCUUUCUGGAAACGUGUGGCAAGGACAUUGGUCCAGACGUGCAAGGAAUCGUCUCCGCCCUGCACACCUGCACAGAGUCCAUGCUGGAGCCCUCGUUCGUGUACUUCGUGCACCAUGCGGUGCUGAUCCUGGCCCGCUAUCACCGGGAGCUCACGCUGAACAUCAUCCUUGAGAAGUUUGUGCCUAUGGACAGGCCUUUUUGCGAAACUCUCAUGUCAGUGCUGAGCAAAUGCGCUGAGAAGAGCUGGCUGACGCCGUUCUGGAGGCAGAAGAUGUCGGCGCUGCUGGAGAGCCCCCGCACUUAUGCCGAGGGCAUGUGCCUCCUGACGAGUGUCCUGCUCCGUGCCCAGCUCAUCUCCCGGGAGCUGAUUGAGAUCUUCUCCCAGUGGCUGCGCUACCCAUCAGCAAACCUGCAGCUGACGGCCAUGGCUUUCUUUGCUGAGCUGAUGAAGGAGCCGCCUCUUGAGAAGAGGAACGUCCUGAAGACUCUGCGUGUCUUGGCUGAGAAAGCACAGCACCGAAGCAGCACCAUAAGGCAGCUGGCAGCGAGAGCUCUGGGCAACGCAGCCGGCAGCAUGCCCGUGGAGGUGCGGAAGCACGGGAGACAAGUUGUCCAGGUGCUGCAACAGAGCCUGGCGGACACUGCCUGUCCCGAGGUGGUUGCAGAAAGCAUGCUGGCGCUAGCUGAGCUCAUGAGGGUGCUGCAGGCGGUGAACUUGGGAUCGGCCUUUGAAGACAUCGCCAGGGCCACCAAGAUGUUCUUCGAGUCUAAAGAAGAGUACCUUCGCUACUCGGCCUUGCGCCUCUAUUCAGUCCUGGCCUCCUCAGCCUCCAGCAAGCGGUCGUUCUUUGCCGGAGAAGUGGCGGAGACAUGGGUCAGCCUUUUCCUGCACCUCCGGGAUCCCGACUUUGCAGUUGCCAGCGUAAGUGCCCUUGGAGCUUGCUCCCAAAGCCCCCGAAAGCUGCGUGGCCACGGCCGAGGCGUGGCUGGCUGA